AUGCAUCGCUUAAUAAAUUCUUUUAGUGAGAAAGAUAUUCAGGGUCCAGCGAAUGGUACAUUAAAAGAUAUUCAUGCAUAUGCAAAAGAAAAUACUGAUCAUGCCAAUAGUUUUCAUACUCAACAAAUCUUACAAUGUGAAGCUAAAACUUGGCAAGAAACAUUAUAUAAAUUUUAUUUUCGUACUAAUCGUCUCUAUAAACAAAUAAAUUAUUAUGGUUGGCGUUUUGCUGAAUUACAUAUUUUUAAAUUAGUUCUACUUAUAAUGGUUCUUAUAUCUACACUUAAAGUAUGUGGAUUUAAUACAAUAUUAAUUAUUUUAGUAACAAUUGGUUUAACAUUCUUUCAUCUUCGAAAAUUAAUAAAUUUAUUAACAUUAAGUGCUACGGGUCUUUAUAUUCUUUUAUCAAUGUGUUAUCAAUUCGAAAUAGUCAAACAACAUAUAAUUGAAAAAAAUUUUUUUAUUAAAAAUUCUUCUCAUAUUGAUUCAAAUAUGAGUUUAAUACCAAAUGAUACGGCUAAAUGGUUUGGUCUUGAAUCCACACCAAAUAUUGAUCGAUUUAUUGGUCUUUAUAUAUUAUUAACAAUUUGUUUAACAUUUGAUGCAAUAGAACGAUAUCGAAAAAAACAUCGUCGUUUAUUAUUAUCAGUUCGUUUUAAUGUUCAUCUUGUUGAAAAUCGUUUUCCAAUUUUAUUUCAACCAUUUGCAUUAAAAACUAUAAAUGAUGAUAAUACAUAUGAAUUUGAUAUCGUUAAUUAUCAACAAGCUGAUCAAGGAAUUUAUGAUUUUUUGAAAUAUUUAGCAAAUUUGAUUUUUUAUAGAUUUGGUUUAGAGAUAUGUUAUAUAACAACAGUUAUUGUUGUUGGUAUUC
Molecule: messenger RNA, 871 nt
Organism: Rotaria sordida
Lineage: Eukaryota; Metazoa; Rotifera; Eurotatoria; Philodinida; Philodinidae
Source: the annotation of a GenBank genome assembly